Messenger RNA from Haliotis rufescens (red abalone), 2128 nucleotides. Its product is annotated as solute carrier family 28 member 3-like. The record is from RefSeq and is a predicted model, not a curated record. Gene Ontology annotation, biological process: nucleoside transmembrane transport. NCBI's taxonomy places the organism in Eukaryota, Metazoa, Mollusca, Gastropoda, Lepetellida, Haliotidae. The transcript is spliced from 11 exons. The coding region runs from base 19 to 1872 and encodes 617 amino acids. Gene Ontology annotation, molecular function: nucleoside:sodium symporter activity. Gene Ontology annotation, cellular component: membrane.
UCCUGGUUAUGCUGACAUAUGGCGGAGUGCCAGAUCGAAGAAGAGAUGGAUCUCGUCAAAAUGGCUGAUACACCCAAUGAGGCGCUAUUUGCAGUACAAAAUUGUCCAAAGGCAACAUUCGACUCUGAAGAAGAAGAUGUAUCCAAGAACACGCAUGGUGAAGAACGUGACUAUAUGGAACAUUAUCUACCAUGCGGUGAAGUGGUCACAAGGACAAGGGCGUCUGUCUGGAGAAUGAUAGUCCGCAAUAAGAAACCAAUUGGAAUGAUGAGUUCACUGGUGCUUUUGACUGUCUAUAUCGUAUACUUUGGAUUCUGCAUGAGGUUUUCUUUCGGAGAUGAGGGCUCUCUGCGACUAAUGGUUGGAACUGUUUUCUUAGUUUUCAUUUAUGGCAAAAUAAAACUCGAAGCUCAGGUGCAGAACGUUUUCCGCCCAUUGUCGAAGAGGAUAAAGAAGUUAACUUCAUUAAGGAGAAUAAUCAGAUGGCUGCUGUAUGUUGCUCUGGUGGUGUUCAUCGUUGUCUACUUGACAACCAGCAACCUGACCGCUGACAACUUCGUGUCCCUUGCUGGCCUCACGUUCUUUAUUCUGCUAGGAUAUCUGAUAUCGGAACACCCUGCCAGGGUAAAUUGGCAUGCGGUGUUCUGGGGAAUUGGUACUCAGGUUUUGUUCGCCUUGCUAAUACUGAGAACUAAUUUUGGCUACGAAAUCUUCCGAUGGCUUGGAGACAGGAUAGAAGAGUUCCUGGAGCAUACAGACAAAGGCUCGGAAUUUGUUUUUGGCAAGAGUUACAGAGACCACAUGUUUGUGUUCAGGAUCAUGCCAUUAGUGAUGAUGUUCUGUUCCACUAUAAACGUGUUGUACUACUACGGGAUUCUCCAAGCGUUUGUGGCCAAUUUCGGAUGGUUCCUUACCUUCUGCCUUGGUACAAGUCCAGUUGAAUCCGUCAACACAGCACUCAACAUUCUCUUUGGCCCAGCUGAAUCUCCUAUUGCCAUCAAACCAUUCCUGCCGUUGUUGACCCCUUCUGAGCUGCAUGCGGUGAUGGCGGCGGGAUUUGCGAGUAUUGCAGGCUCAGUGUUUGGGAUGCUCACAUCCUUCGGGGCUCCAGCCAAUCACCUGCUAGCUGCCAGCGUCAUGUCUGCCCCAGCUGCCCUGGCCAUGUCCAAGCUGAUCGUUCCGGAAACACAGUGGACCAAGAUCAAACCAAGAGACGCAUACAACAUCCCCGUCCCAAAAUUCAACAACAUUCUGGAAGCGGUGUCUGAAGGUGCUAGAGAAUCUCUGCCAAUUCUGACAAGUAUCAUUGCUAACCAGAUCAUCUACAUAGCCAUCGUCCAGUUCGUGGACUCGGCGCUCAUCUGGUUUGGUAACAGAGUUGGGGUGUCAGGACUGUCCUUUGCGUUCCUGUGUUCCUACUGCUUCUACCCGUUAAUUUAUAUCAUGGGCUUCUCGAGGUCAGAUAUCCUGAAGAUUGGUGAGCUGUUAGGAAUUAAGACGUUUGCAAAUUCCUUCUAUGGUUACCAUCUAUUCGGGAAACUCAUCAAGAACCGCGAGGUGCUAGAAAACUACGUGGCGUCCACUAAUGGAACGUGGCACUGGGAAGGAAGUGACGUCAUAUUAGACUGGACCAAUAGGACACUUCCUGGAGGGAUACUAACGAAACGAUCGGAGGUGAUUGGAACCUAUGCGUUCUGUGGACAGAACCAUCUCGCUGCUCUUGGAGUCGCCAUCGGAGUCUUCAAUACUUUAAUUCCACAGAGAAAAUACACCAUUACAAAAUACAUCAUCCGUGCUAAUAUAACCGGGCAGUUGGCAUGCUACAUGACCGCAUGUAUAGCAGGUAUGCUGUAUGACGAAACACUAACGUAACAAAUGAUUUGGAUUUGACUGGCCAGCUUCAGACGCAAGGAUCCAAGCAUCAGCUCGCAUUCUCAUUACAGUCUUCGUGUAAGUCGACAAUCGUUUGUGAUCACUUAUCUUUACCGAUUCCGAGAAGGGCUAAAUAAUAAACAACUGAGAUAAUAAACAUGGUCUUGGGAGCUGUUAUUCUGUUGACUUCCUAAAUACUGUGGUGAUCAUGCUCUCUGACUUGGUUGAUGCAUGUCAUCGUAUACCAAUUACGUGG